GUCCCAUACCAAUUCCUAUAAUUGGAACUUAUCAUAGAAUAGGAACAACUCCUUAUACAUGGUAUAUUAAAAAUACUGAAAAGGCAGGCACAAUCUGGGAAUUCUAUAUUGGUAAUAAGCGACAAAUAGUGGUCAAUCAUGCAAAAUAUCUUGAAAAGAUUUAUAAACCAA
Messenger RNA from Racocetra persica, 171 nucleotides. Lineage: Eukaryota; Fungi; Glomeromycota; Glomeromycetes; Diversisporales; Gigasporaceae. The record is from the annotation of a GenBank genome assembly.